Molecule: messenger RNA, 1647 nt
Organism: Castor canadensis (American beaver)
Lineage: Eukaryota; Metazoa; Chordata; Mammalia; Rodentia; Castoridae
Gene: Il9r
Product: interleukin 9 receptor
Biological process (GO): cytokine-mediated signaling pathway; immunoglobulin mediated immune response
Cellular component (GO): membrane; external side of plasma membrane
Molecular function (GO): interleukin-9 receptor activity; interleukin-9 binding
Source: RefSeq, a predicted model, not a curated record
AUGGGCUUUCACCUGGCUGUUGUCAAAACCAAGGUAGAAAGUGCAGGCUCCACAGCUGCACAGGCUGCAACACCAAGGAGCCUGGCUGAUGGUAGUGACUGGUUCUACAAACCCUUACCGCCCUGCAAGAUGGGCCUGAGCCUGGGCACGGGGGUGGUGCCUCACCCUGGUUGGACCUUGGAAAGUGAGGCCCUGACACGAGACGUGGGCACCUGGCUUCUGAUCUACACCUGUGUGUGCUCCUGCAUCUGCUGGGGAAUCUCUGUCCCAGAGCAGGGAGGAGGGCCAAGGAUGGGAACUUUCACUUGCCUCACCAAUGGCAUCCUCAGAAUUGACUGUCAAUGGUCUGCCCUGGAGGUGGACCAGGGCUCUGGCUCCUGGCUCCUCUUUACCAGCAACCAGGCACCUGGCAGCCAGCACAGGUGCAUCUUCCAGGCCAGCAUGUGCACCGUGGUGCUGCCCCCCGAGGAGGUGAUCCUGCCAACUGACAACUUCACUAUCACUUUGCACCACUGCAUCUCUGGGGAGGAGCAGAUCAGCCUGGUGGACCCUCAGUAUCUGCCGUGGAGACAUGUUAAGCUGGACCCUCCAUCUGACUUGCAGAGCAACAUCAGCUCUGGCUACUGUGUACUGACCUGGAGCUUGAGUCCUGCCCUGGAGCCGAUGAGCUCACUUCUCAGCUAUGAGCUGGCCUUCAAAAGGCAGGAAGAGGCCUGGGAGCGAGCCCUGCACAAGGACCGCAUUGUUGGAGUGACCUGGAUCAUCCUUGAAGCCAUGGAGCUGUACCCAGGCUCCUACUACGAGGCCAGGCUCCGUGUCCAGAUGGCAAUGCUGAAGGAUGAUGUGGUAGAGGAAGAGCGUCCUGAGGGCCAGUGGAGCGAGUGGAGUCAGCCUGUGUGCUUCCUUUCUCCCCAGCGACCAGGCCUCCUGAUCCCACCCUGGGGGUGGCCAUACCACACCCUUUUUGCUAUGUCCAUCUUUCUCUUGUUGGCUGGGCUGACCUACCUCCUGUUCAAACUGUCACCCAGGUUGAAGAGAGCCUUCUACCAGAACGUGCCCUCUCCAGCGGCGUUCUUCCACCCCCUCUACAAUGUGCACGAUGGGAACUUCCAGACCUGGACAGGGAUCCACACAGCGUGUCCACAGCCAAUCCACAACUGUGUCAACACACCACAAGGAGCCUGGGAGGCCAUCACACUACUCACCUAUAGCCCGGCAUACCCUCGGGGACUGGAGGAGGUGGGAGCCACUGGCCCUGGCCUCCCAGUGUCUAAAAGCUCAGAGGAUGCGUUUCCAGCAGAGUGUGUGGAUUUGGGGGAACAGCUGUCUGCCUACCUGCCACAGGAGGACUGGACCCUCAUGUUUCCUAACAGGCCUGCUCCCCCAGACUCAGAAGGCGACAGCAGCGACUACUGUACCUUGGGCUGCUAUGGGGAGUACCAUCCCUCUGCCUUCCCCAGAAGCAUUCAGAUCUCUGGGCCCAUCUUUGCUGUAACUUGUGGCCUUUCUUGUGUCAAGCAGAGCCUGGAUACCCAGCAAGGAGCUACCUGUGAGGGAGCUGGCCACAAUCAGAGGUAUGGACUACAUGAGAACUUCCAGGGGAUUUUGCUUCCUCCUAUCCUAGACAGGCUGCAGGCUCAGUCCUGA